AAUCUAUAAAGAGGGCUGCGUAGGAAACUGAAACCCACUGCCAGCGCUCACGAGAAGAGACAGACAUCCUCCAGCUGCCAUUCAUUCCUGAAACAAGAUGCUGGAAUUUGCUGUCGUGAUGACGGUGGGGGCGCAGCUGGCUUUCGGCUCUCUCGUCUGUCCCAAUGGAAACGUGUGCCCUGAUACGUCCACCUGCUGCAGCACGGAGUACAAGGACGGGUGCUGCCCUUAUCCGAAGGCCGUGUGUUGCCCAGGCCGCUCACGCUGCUGCCCCGAGGGCUACGAGUGCAACGUGCAGGCCCAGAUGUGUGAGAAGCUGGGUGUGGAGAGCAUGCCCAUGCUGCAGAAGACGCAGGCAGAGGAGCCCGCUGCAGUCCCUGCUCUGAGUGUGCAGGCAGCCAGUUCGGUGGUCCACUGCGAUGCGAUAUAUGUCUGCCCCGACGGGACGACCUGCUGCAGACACCCGGCAGGGCUGUACACCUGCUGUCCCCUCUCACCAGCACAGUGCUGUCUGGAUGGUUACCACUGCUGCCCGUGGGGUUACAACUGCGACCCUACGUACACAAGAUGCGUGAGGAAUGGCGUACCGCACCCCUUUUUCGUACACAAGCCCAUGAGUAUUAUUAAAGCCACAAAGGUGUCAACAGCACAGGAUGAGCUGCAACAGACCGUCGUUGCCCGGUCUCAGAACUCGGUCAUCAUCUGUGACGUAAACUUCUACUGCCCCAUGGGCAACACAUGCUGCAAGAGCCCUGCAGGAAAGUGGGGCUGCUGCCCAUAUCCGCUGGGCCAGUGCUGUAAGGAUGGAGAGCAUUGCUGCGAAUAUGGCUUCAAAUGCGAUCGAACAUCUAAGGAGUGUAUUAAAGGAUAUCUCAGAGUACCUUCAGCCCUGAAGCAGGCUCAGCAAAUUUGACACAAUGCACCGGGUGUCCUUCAUUAGUGUUGUGCAUUUUUGAUUUAGUCUUCGACCUCAACGCCUUUCACUAAUUAUUACAUACUACAAUGAGGAUUGCAUACAAAAAUAUAUUUACCACAGUGAAAAGGAUUUAUAACAACACAAGACAACAUAUCAGUUAUGUGAUCUGAACACUUUAUGUUGAUUCUUUCGCAUUGCUUUGAUCAUGCUUAACUUUAAAAAAUUAAUCACUGAAAUAAAAUUCUAAGACAUAUAAUGGAACAAUAAAUGCAUCUUAAACAUCAAAA
Messenger RNA from Scleropages formosus (Asian bonytongue), 1203 nucleotides. RefSeq names its product progranulin-like. The record is from RefSeq and is a predicted model, not a curated record. Bases 98 to 913 code for a protein of 271 amino acids. The transcript has 6 exons. Lineage: Eukaryota; Metazoa; Chordata; Actinopteri; Osteoglossiformes; Osteoglossidae. Gene Ontology annotation, cellular component: extracellular region.